AUGAUUUCUCUUUCUGAUUUUAGUGGUGUGAUGGAGACGCCGAUCACUCAGUCUGUUCUUGGGGUGCAAAACUACCUAGAGAUGGCAGCACAGAAGCUAAAGCCUGUUGGCCGCAUUAAGUUCUACAUAUCCAGCCGCACAGACUCCGGUGUCCAUGCAAUCUGCAACUCUGCGCAUGUAGACAUUGAGAGGGCAGCAGGGAAGACCCCAUUUUCUGAGACCGUUCUGGAGCAAGCGUUGAAUCAUCACCUGAUACCUGAACCCAUCCGUGUGCUUAAAGCCAUUCGUGUGAGUGACAACUUCCAUGCAAGGUACAAUGCUUUGUCUCGUACCUACACGUACAGGGUGGUGACUGGAUGCAGCAGAAUAGACCUUCCAGUGUUUGAGAGGGACCUUUGCUGGGCAGCACAUGGAGGACGUCUGAAUAUAGAAGCAAUUCAGGAAGCUGCUCAACUGAUGCUUGGUACUCACGACUUCAGUGCAUUCCGAUCCUUUAACUCAGAUAACAUCUACAAGUCUCCUAUCAAGACUUUGCUCCAAGCAGAUAUCACACCCUCCUCCACCAUGUGGAAUCACCACUUACAAAGCAGGGAAAUGCAGUUUUGGGACUUUACAUUCAAGAGCAGAUCAUUUCUUUAUAAGCAGGUUCGGAGAAUGACUGGUGCACUAGUUGCUGUUGGCCAAGGUCGGCUGAGCCCUCAAAACAUUAAGGAGCUAUUAGUAACCGCGGAUCCUAAUGCAUUCCCAGGCAGUGCCAUGGCGCCCCCUGAUGGUCUGUUCCUCAAGCAAGUGGAGUAUGAUGGGACUGAAUCUCCAGUUGUUUCCACAUAAUAAAGCCUGUUUAACUGUCAGAGGAAAAAAAGGAAGAAAGCUGCUUAUGAUAAUUUCCUCUAAGCUGGCAGAGAUUCAAAGUGCAUUUUCAUUAUAUCUACUUAUUUGUUAGUGAGAGAAAGGAACAAAGACAUCUCUGUUAUAUGUGACUGCAGAUUUGAGUGUUUUGCCAUUUCUGAAUCUAUUCUACUGCCAAGACAUCCAGGCAUUGCAGAGGACAGAGACGACAGCUGGUCGUAUAACAGCGCCAACUCCGUAACCACUACCACUUCCAGGAUGUGUCACUUUCCUGAAUAAUCCUUUAUCUAUAACACAUGAACUGUCAAAACAAU
Messenger RNA from Bombina bombina (fire-bellied toad), 1163 nucleotides. It is a transcript of the gene PUSL1, whose product is annotated as pseudouridine synthase like 1. The record is from RefSeq and is a predicted model, not a curated record. Gene Ontology annotation, molecular function: pseudouridine synthase activity; RNA binding. The coding region runs from base 1 to 831 and encodes 276 amino acids. NCBI's taxonomy places the organism in Eukaryota, Metazoa, Chordata, Amphibia, Anura, Bombinatoridae. The transcript has 7 exons. Gene Ontology annotation, biological process: tRNA pseudouridine synthesis.